AUGCCUAAUUUAACAAUUUCAUAUAUGGAAGCUUUGAGGUUUCUUUAACAAAAAAUUGGAACUAAAUGUUCAAUUAAGUUCAAAACUGGGUAGUUAAAUUAUUAAUUACUUUCAAUAGGCUUUCAUUAUACCUAUUCAUAAUUAACUGAUUAUAAAUAAGAUGAAUUGGAUUCUAAUAAUUUUGCUUAUUCGAAUCAAUUGUCCAUUCAAAAGAUUAUAACAAAAAUGAAUUUGUUCUUUAAAGAUGAUAUCAAUUAGUUAUUCUGGUUAAUCAAAUGA
Paramecium sonneborni is the source of this 279-nucleotide messenger RNA. Lineage: Eukaryota; Ciliophora; Oligohymenophorea; Peniculida; Parameciidae. The record is from the annotation of a GenBank genome assembly.